Mytilus trossulus (common blue mussel) is the source of this 1978-nucleotide messenger RNA. RefSeq lists its product as uncharacterized. The record is from RefSeq and is a predicted model, not a curated record. Bases 227 to 1378 code for a protein of 383 amino acids. Lineage: Eukaryota; Metazoa; Mollusca; Bivalvia; Mytilida; Mytilidae. Gene Ontology annotation, molecular function: copper ion binding. Gene Ontology annotation, biological process: superoxide metabolic process. The transcript is spliced from 5 exons.
UUACGUAUGCAAGCUUCCUGUUGGUGCGGCUUUCGGGUAGUAAAUAAACAUAAAUACGUCGAAACAUCUACGUAUUGCAAGUAUAUUUAAAAUAGAGACGAAUUCAAACAACACGCAAAAAAAUAAGACUGCACAGUGAAACUUAAUAGAAACUUUCGGUGUGGAGAACGACAAGGAUAUCCACUUUCAAUUAACUUUUAAAAUAAGAUCUUGAAACUAAGAAACAAUGAGAACAACAACGAUUUUUCUACUGUGUAUUAUUGGAUGUGCAGUUGUACAUGGACAGUUUCCAGGAGGGGGCCAAAAUUUUGGUCAGCAAGGAGGAGGACCUAACUUCGGUCCAGGUGGUCCACAAGGUGGUGGACCAAAUUUUGGUGCCGGGCCUCAAGGGGGUCCAAACUUCGGAGGUCCACCGGGACAGGGAUUUGGUCCUGGAGGCCCUCAGGGCGGAGGUAUUCCGGGACAAGGUGGCUUUGGUCCACAGGGUGGAGCAGGAAUUCCAGGACAAGGCGGCUUUCCUCUAGGAAACGCUGGAAUUGGUCAAGCUGGACAAACACAACAAGGACUUCCACCUCCCCCGCAAUCAAAUAGUGUUUGGACAUAUGCAACCUGCUAUUUGAAUGAAACCGGAUCAAACGUGAGAGGUCGUGUAGAUAUGAGACAAGCUACAUUCGGUGGUCCAACACAAGCUAGAGUACAAGUAAUUGGAUUACCCCCAAGCUUAAUGAGCGACACUGAACAUGGAAUGCAUGUCCACGAGUAUGGUGACGUAGGCAGAGGAUGCUAUGCUGCUGGACCUCAUUUUGAUGUCAAUGGCUUCUCUUUCCAUGGAUCACCAAAUAAUGUCAGAUCGAAUACAUUUCACGAGGGUGAUAUGGGUAAUUUACGACAAUCUAAUGCUGGUGUAAUAGAUGCUGAGUUAGUUCUACCCGCCAUGACAAUCGAUGGUGACAAUGGUGUUAUAGGACGUGCAGUUGUGUUACAUGAAGGUAGAGAUGAUUUAGGGAGAGGAGGAACCUCAAUGAGUCUUCAAACAGGAAAUGCAGGUGCUCCAAUAGCUUGUUGUGUUUUAUCUCAUGCCGAUAGUACGAAUUGGGAUAAUCGUUUUAUUCAAACAGGAAGACCCACACAAUUUUCAAAUACUAUUCCCACAAAUCCUAACCAGUUCGGAGGACUUCCAGGACAACAAGGCGCCGGAUUUAAUGCGCUAAAUCCAUUUGGACAAGGUCCUGGACCUAACGGCUUUAAUGGUGGUCCCGGCCCUCAAGGUGGUUUUGGAGGACCAGGUGGACCCGGUGGACCCGGUGGUCCCGGUGGACCUGGAGGACCCGGUGGACCCGGUGGACCUCAAGAUGGAGGAUUUGGUGGUUUCAACUAGACUUUCACUGACAUUGACUUAUCAGACGUUCUAUAAAAUAAGCCAUAAUUAUUUAUUUCAUCUCUGCAUUUAUCUAUUUCAUUGUAACAAUCAUCGUGUAUAUGUACAUAUACAAUCUUAAGCUGUCCGUUUUUUUGUAUCAUUUCCGGUUGUUUUUUAAUUACCAACUACGCUGGCGUAAUAGUAAAAAGAAAUGACAUGGGAAUAUUGAUUGUUUUAAAAAGGAGGAAGUGAUAAAAAGUUACGAAACAACGUUACUAUAAUCAUGUAAACGAUAUAGUCCCUAAGGCCAUGGACACGAACUUAGAAAAUCUGUCAUGCACUGACUUCCUGGUUUAGACGGAGUUAUUUUGUACUUGUUUAAUAAACAAAAUUAAAAAGAAGAAAAACAUUCAUAGUUUAUAUGUCAUGUCGUUCCCUUAUUUAGUUUGUUCGUGAUUUGGUUUGCCUUUAAAGCAUGCUUUUGGUGCUUUUUUAUUCACAGCCCGGUCUGUGAUUUGGAAAGGCUUGGGGGGGAUUCAGAACAACCAUGAUAAAAAUUACAUUGGUUUAAGUCAUUAAAUUAUGCAUCGGUGAACCAAAAUAAAACUGUCACUCGUA